AUGCUCGGUUUUCGCGCCCACUUAUCUACUCAGGACCCCCUUGUACAAAUCCACUACGAUCUAUUGAAAUAUCCCGUGCGUGCCGGCACGCGGGCAUUGCUAGGCAUAGACCUGCGCAAGGCUUUCGACAACGUGACACAUGAAACGAUAGCACAACACUUGGCUGCGACAAACCCUGGGGAACGUACGUACAACUACGUGUGCUCCUUCCUACACGGCCGCACUGUGGAACUCUCCCUGAAUGACAGCAACGCCACGAAGACACUUGCCCUAUCCAACAAAGGCACGCCACAGGGAGCCGUUCUUUCGCCUUUCCUCUUUAACCUUGUAAUGAACCAACUCCCACAGUCACUAGACCGCAUCCCCAACAUCCGACACACCCUAUACGCGGACGACGUGACGGUGUGGACUACUACCGGCUCCGACGGACAGAUCGAGGAGGCACUGCAACGGGCCGUGGACACUGUGGCCGAAUACGUCGCACGAGCUGGUCUCGAGUGCUCAGUGGAGAAAUCCGAACUCCUUAUUCUCCACCCUCCCGACUACCGUAAGGUUAAGCACCCGCCACCACCGACCAUCACUAUCAGGAUCGCCAGAUCCGCAGUACCGGUAGUGCAGCAGAUGCGCGUUCUCGGCCUCCACGUACAAACUGGAAGGAGCAAUACCGUCGCACUAGAGAGGCUUGCGGUCACCAUCACUCAGACUGCCCGGCUUUUAGCAAGAAUCGCUGCGCGGAAAAAUGGAAUGAAAGAAAAGGAACUUCUCCAGCUGUUAAAGGCCUUCGUAACCACAAGGAUCACUUACGCUUUGCCGUACUUACGACUCCUCAAGGCCGAAAAAGAAAAAGUAGACAGGCUUAUACGCACAGUCCACAAGAUCGCCCUGGGCCUCUUCCGCACCACAUCGACAAUGCACCUUCUCAGCCUCGGAAUUCACAACACAAUAGAAGAACUUAUCGAAGCUCACAGAACUGCACAAAUCGAACGAUUGCGGGGCAGUAAGACCGGAAGAUGGAUACUCCAACGUAUCGGCAUCCCCUCAUCAACAAGUGGACCAGACUUGAUCUCGCUACCACCCCUGCUCAGAAAACGCUUUAUUGUGCAGCCGUUGCCGAAGAACAUGCUGGCCGGCAUUCACGACGGUAGACGCUCGGCCCGCGCCAGAAACCUUCACAGUGCUUAUGAUACGGAUACAAAGGCUGCUCACGUCGACGCGGCAAGAUACGCAGCCCCCAUACAUGCAUAUGCAAUCAAUGUAUCGGCGAAACGCACCCCAGUCGAUAAAGAGCCCUCCACGAUAUGCGCCGGCUCCAUACGCACACAAGACUCAACCGAGGCCGAAGAAGCCGCGAUAGCCCUUGCCGCAAUGGCCGGAUUCGAAACAAUCAUCAGUGAUUCUAAAUCUGCCAUCAUCCGAUUUGCACGUGGCACGGUCUCCCCAACCACGGCACGCAUCCUCCGCCAUUUGCGCCAAGUGGCAUGCAACGCCUCAAGCAACACCGCCGCCAGCAGUGCCGACGAUGCAGAUCCCAGUUUCAUUCAACUCGUCUGGGUCCCAGCGCACGCAGGCAACCCGGGUAACGAAGCCGCCCACAGACAAGCUCGAGGACUCGUACGCCGAGCGGUGGGCCAGACUUCGGACCACGAUGGAGAAGCGAACGAACCACUCCUCACCUUUCACGACAUCACGCAGCACUACAAGCUAACAAGGCAAACCAAACCACCCCCGCACCCGCAACUAAACAAAGCUCAACAAAUCACUUGGCGCCGGCUACAAACCCAUUCAUUCCCUUCCCCGUACAUCUACAGACACAUCUACCCAGCUCUCUUCACAUCUACUUGCACCCUUUGCAAGACACAGACCGCGACCCUGGCCCACAUCAUCUGGGGAUGCAGCAAGGACCCUCCCCCACCAGACCUCCUAGGACAGUCACCGUCAAGUGAGGCCUGGGAGAGAAACCUCACGACCACAAGCCUGGACGCCCAGCUCCGGGCCAUCAAACGCGCUGACGAGGUGGCAACCAGGCACGGCCUGACAGCCAUCUCCGCUUAG
Molecule: messenger RNA, 2052 nt
Organism: Rhipicephalus sanguineus (brown dog tick)
Lineage: Eukaryota; Metazoa; Arthropoda; Arachnida; Ixodida; Ixodidae
Exons: 1
Coding region: 1-2052 (683 amino acids)
Molecular function (GO): nucleic acid binding
Source: RefSeq, a predicted model, not a curated record